UCGCGAGCUGCUACCCGAUGGGCCAACCCCAGCCGCACUACGCAACCCGGGGAUCCAACGCCGCUUCGAGUCGGGGCGCUUUGCCCAGCACCCGGCGUCGCUCCAUCCCUUCACGGCGAGGUUCGCGAGGUGCAUGCCCUGCACGCCGAGGUGCGACACGCUCUCACGCUCCUCACUUCGGCGCACGGCCUUGAGCUGCUGCUGAUGGUCCUCGUCACCUUCUCGGCCGCCACUACUAGCCUAUACAUCUGGCGCACCGACAGGGACGAAUGCUCCGGGAUGGCGCUUGCCUGGUCCGGGCUCGUGGCGCUGUUCCUCUUCGGCGUGCUCACGGCGGGAGAGCUGGUCAAGCGGGAGUCGCGGUGUACCAUGGAGCUGACUCAAAGGCUCCUAAUUUAUCACGAGAUGAGCCCGGAACUUCGGUGGGAGAUGCGUAGAUUUUCUCACCAGCUGUUGCACCAAGGGUUGAAAGUAUCAGCGUACGGUUUCCUGUCUUUGGACUACACCAUGUUACAAGGGAUGAUCGGCUCGGUGACGACCUACCUCAUCAUGGUCAUCCAGCUGUCCCCGGAGGACCCUGCCGCCGCCCCCGCUGAAGAUCGCGGGCGCGGCAACGCCACCGGCUCCCCCUAGUGUCGUCGGGAGCACCACCACCACCAUCCCACCCCCGGGUCCGCUGCUGGUCGAAGCAUUAGGAGAACUUUACGCUCUUGCCGCAUUGGUCCACCGACUUGCCAAAGCGCUUGACUUUGUACGAUGAACUCGGCAUCGUCCACGGAAGUGUUUCGAUCUGCCCCCGCCACCCGCACCCGCCGCCGCCUUGGCGCUGGCCGGCAGAGUGGCUGUCAAACAAGCGGCUUAACCAGGGGGUCGGGAAUAGACUCGCUGCGCCCAGCUUAUUGGGUGCACCCUCCGCACG
Frankliniella occidentalis (western flower thrips) is the source of this 919-nucleotide messenger RNA. RefSeq names its product putative gustatory receptor 2a. Bases 205 to 633 code for a protein of 142 amino acids. Gene Ontology annotation, cellular component: dendrite; axon; neuronal cell body. The record is from RefSeq and is a predicted model, not a curated record. Gene Ontology annotation, biological process: sensory perception of taste. NCBI's taxonomy places the organism in Eukaryota, Metazoa, Arthropoda, Insecta, Thysanoptera, Thripidae. The transcript has 6 exons.